Molecule: messenger RNA, 3074 nt
Organism: Caenorhabditis elegans
Lineage: Eukaryota; Metazoa; Nematoda; Chromadorea; Rhabditida; Rhabditidae
Source: the annotation of a RefSeq genome assembly
AUGGAUAAAGAAGUUACAAAUAUUGUCCUCAAAAGACACGAUUCAAUUGUAAAAGGAGCGCAAGACGAUAGAGAAUAUCGUGGUCUCGAACUAACAAAUGGAAUUCGUGUCCUUCUGGUUUCUGAUCCAACAACUGACAAAUCUGCAGCAGCGUUGGAUGUGAAAGUUGGACAUCUUAUGGAUCCUUGGGAGCUUCCAGGACUCGCUCACUUUUGCGAACAUAUGCUUUUCUUAGGAACUGCCAAAUACCCAACUGAAAACGAAUAUUCUAAAUUCCUAACAGAUAACGCUGGUCACCGCAAUGCAGUGACUGCAUCAGAUCAUACCAACUAUCAUUUUGAUGUAAAACCUGAUCAACUUCGUGGAGCUCUGGAUCGAUUUGUUCAGUUCUUUCUGUCUCCACAGUUCACUGAAAGUGCCACGGAGAGAGAAGUUUGCGCCGUUGACUCUGAACAUUCAAAUAAUCUAAACAACGAUCUUUGGAGACUCUCUCAAGUAGACCGUUCACUCUCCAAACCUGGACACGAUUAUGCAAAGUUUGGCACUGGAAACAAGAAAACUCUGUUGGAAGAAGCCCGUAAGAAAGGCGUCGAGCCCCGCGAUGCUCUUCUUCAAUUCUACAAGAAAUGGUAUAGUUCUAAUAUAAUGACGUGCUGCAUUAUUGGAAAAGAAUCGCUUGAUGUUCUUCAGUCACAUUUGAAAACGCUAGAAUUUGAUACGAUCGAGAAUAAGAAGGUAGAGCGGAAAGUUUGGAAUGAGAACCCAUAUGGACCUGAGCAACUCGGCAAGAGAAUCGAUGUAGUUCCCAUCAAAAACACGAGAAUCAUUUCGAUAAGUUUUCCACUCCCUGAUCUGAACAGCGAAUACUUCUCUCAACCAGGAAAAUACAUCUGUAAUUGCUUAUUUCAGUUUCAAAAACUAUUUUAUAGCGAAAGUUUUUUGCACACCUGAUUAGACACAAGGGACCUGGAUCUUUACUCGUCGAGCUCAAACGUCUUGGAUGGGUGAACUCGUUGAAGUCGGACAGCAACACAAUAGCGGCUGGUUUUGGUAUUUUGAAUGUAACCAUGGAUUUGAGUACUGGAGGACUUGAAAACGUCGAUGAGAUAAUACAACUGAUGCUCAAUUACAUCGGAAUGUUAAAAUCCUUUGGCCCUCAGCAAUGGAUUCAUGAUGAAUUAGCAGACCUCAGUGAUGUUAAGUUUCGGUUCAAGGACAAGGAACAGCCAAUGAAAAUGGCGAUCAAUAUAGCUGCAAGUCUUCAAUACAUUCCAAUUGAGCACAUCCUGUCUUCUCGUUAUCUUCUUACCAAAUACGAGCCCGAGCGUAUCAAGGAACUCCUCAGCACGCUCACUCCUUCCAAUAUGCUUGUUCGUGUAGUUUCUCAAAAGUUCAAAGAACAAGAAGGAAAUACAAAUGAGCCAGUUUAUGGAACUGAAAUGAAAGUAACUGAUAUCAGUCCAGAAAAAAUGAAAAAGUAUGAGAAUGCUCUGAAAACCAGUCAUCAUGCACUUCAUCUGCCGGAAAAGAACGAAUACAUUGCUACAAACUUUGGCCAGAAACCACGUGAAUCUGUGAAAAAUGAACAUCCUAAACUGAUCAGUGAUGAUGGGUGGAGCCGAGUUUGGUUUAAGCAGGAUGACGAGUACAAUAUGCCAAAACAAGAGACAAAAUUUGCUUUGACAACUCCAAUUGUUUCUCAAAAUCCAAGAAUAUCAUUGAUUUCUAGUCUUUGGUUGUGGUGUUUCUGUGAUAUUCUAUCCGAAGAAACUUAUAAUGCUGCCUUGGCCGGUUUGGGAUGUCAGUUUGAGUUGAGCCCUUUUGGUGUACAAAAGCAGAGCACAGAUGGCCGAGAAGCUGAACGGCAUGCAUCACUCACUUUACAUGUGUAUGGAUACGAUGAGAAACAACCACUGUUUGUGAAGCAUCUGACAAGCUGUAUGAUCAACUUCAAAAUUGAUAGGACUCGAUUCGAAGUUUUGUUUGAAUCUCUCAAGAGAACUUUAACAAAUCACGCUUUUUCUCAACCCUACCUGCUCACUCAACACUACAAUCAGCUUCUCAUCGUCGAUAAAGUUUGGAGCAAAGAGCAACUUCUUGCUGUCUGUGAUAGUGUCACAUUGGAGAAUGUUCAAGGAUUUGCAAGAGAAAUGCUUCAAGCAUUCCAUAUGGAACUCUUUGUCCAUGGAAAUUCUACUGAAAAGGAAGCAAUUCAAUUGUCAAAAGAAUUGAUGGAUAUUCUCAAAUCAGCUGCACCGAAUUCUCGCCCACUGUAUCGUAAUGAGCACAAUCCACGUCGCGAGUUCCAACUGAACAAUGGGGAUGAAUACAUCUACAGACAUCUUCAAAAGACUCAUGAUGCCGGAUGCGUUGAAGUGACUUAUCAAAUUGGUGUUCAGAAUAAGUACGACAAUGCUGUUGUUGGAUUGAUCGAUCAACUCAUCAAAGAACCAGUUUUUGAUACUCUGAGAACUAAUGAAGCCCUUGGAUAUAUUGUUUGGACGGGAUGUCGUUUUAAUUGCGGAGCUGUUGCACUCAACAUUUUUGUACAAGGACCAAAAAGCGUUGACUACGUUCUUGAGCGCAUUGAAGUAUUUUUGGAGUCUGUCCGCAAAGAAAUAAUUGAGAUGCCACAAGAUGAAUUUGAGAAAAAAGUGGCCGGAAUGAUUGCUCGACUCGAAGAAAAACCGAAAACUUUAAGCAAUAGAUUUAAAAGAUUUUGGUAUCAGAUUGAGUGCCGGCAGUACGAUUUUGCCCGCAGAGAGAAAGAAGUUAAAGUUCUGAAAUCAAUUGGAAAAGAUGACGUCAUUGCACUCUUUGAUAAAAAAAUUCGUAAAAAUGCUGUCGAACGGCGCAAGCUUGUUGUCCUUGUCCACGGAAAAAUUGAUGACCAAGAAACUUUGAAUCGUAUUAUAAAGAAAAACGUAGAAUCUGGAAAGAAAGAAAAAGAAAUUCUCAAUCUGGAUCAACUCCGACAAUCUCUACCAGUUUAUGAUCUACCAAACGCAGCUAUCGACUUGAAGCCAAUUGGUGUCGAUCCACUGGAACAAAAGGAAAGUGCGACAGUGCAGUAA